AUGCGCAUUGUAGAAUACAUUUCCUCAUGGCUGAAAUACAGCUCUGGGAGAACCUUGCUUCAGAAGUGUGAAGCUCCUGUGGAGAUAGGUGCUUUUUCAGAAGUUUUCCUGGUGAAGCACCGAACGACCGGCAAGCUUUAUGCCUUGAAAUGCAUUAAAAAGUCGCCUGUCACCCGGGACAGCAGCCUAGAUAAUGAAAUAGCUGUGCUGAAGAAAAUAAAGCAUGACAACAUAGUGACUCUGGAGGACAUUUAUGAGAGUACGACCCACUAUUAUCUGGUCAUGCAGCUUGUGUCUGGAGGAGAAUUAUUUGACCGUAUUUUGGAACGAGGUGUUUACACUGAAAAGGAUGCAAGCAUUGUAAUUCAACAAGUCCUGGGAGCUGUGCAUUAUCUUCAUGAGAAUGGGAUAGUCCACCGAGAUCUGAAGCCUGAAAACCUGCUCUACCUAACUCCCGAGGAGGACUCCAAAAUCAUGAUCACAGACUUUGGUUUGUCUAAAAUGGAGCAGAAUGGCAUCAUGUCUACAGCGUGUGGGACUCCAGGAUAUGUUGCUCCCGAGGUGCUAGAACAAAAGCCAUAUAGCAAAGCUGUUGAUUGCUGGUCCAUCGGAGUCAUUACCUACAUCCUCCUGUGUGGAUACCCUCCUUUCUAUGAAGAGACAGAGUCCAAACUGUUUGAGAAGAUCAGAGAAGGAUACUAUGAAUUUGAGUCUCCAUUUUGGGAUGAUAUCUCUGAAUCAGCCAAGGAUUUCAUCUGUCACUUACUGGAGAAGGAUCCAAAUGAGAGGUUUACCUGUGAGAAAGCCCUCAGGCACCCCUGGAUUAAUGGAAACACAGCUCUCCACCGUGACAUAUAUCCCUCUGUCAGUGCACAGAUCCAGAAAAAUUUUGCUAAGAGCAGGUGGAAGCAAGCCUUCAAUGCUGCAGCUGUCGUACACCACAUGAAGAAGCUCCAUAUGAACUGCCACCACCCAGAUACCAAAACCAAAAGCAGUCUCCCGCUCAUAGAAGUGCAAAAUGCAUCAAGACCCAACACUCCAUCAGUCACCAGCCACGAAGAACCAAAUCGAGAGGCCAAGAUGCUGGUCCCUGUGCUAUCGUGCCAGAACACUCUGGAGCUUUCUAAUCAACAAAGCAAGAUGGCAGACAGCAAGUGUUUGGAUCACCCGGCUACCACACCCCUCCCUAUCACUCCCAGCACAGCCACAGAAGACCACCAGAGCCCUCCAAACGGACCUUCAUUUAGCUGCAACACAGCAUGUGGAACACAUGAGAAAGUGAAGACGGCUUUUUGCUCAGAGUCAGCGCUCCUCAAAAGAGGUGCCAAACCCCAUCAUUUCAACUCAGAAGUCCUUGUUCCAGUGAAAGCCAGUAACCACUCCUAUUUUGGCACCGGGCAAACUGGAGUUUGUCUGGUGAUGUGAUUGGAAAAUCAGCCAUUUGAGUCUUUCUCAUACGUUUACCAGAAGGGCUGUUGGAUUCAUCUCUUCAAAGCCACAAAAUCAAACAUCAAUUGUGCAAGAAGAGGAGCCUGGUCUGAGCUCUGCCAGGCCGAAGUGAGUUCUCAGUUGCCUGUGGCCAUUCAUUAAAGUGCUGCACAUUCAUAGGCCUGAGAGCAGUGCUUUUUCAGGGGGUACUCCAGUACCAGCACCUCUUUUUUGUUGUUAAAAAGUAUGGCACUUACUGUAACAACUUCAUGGUGAGUACCGGCACCUAUUUUUCUAGGGGGGGAAAGCACUGGGCCUGAGGAUUUCUGUGAUGCAAUUGACUAGAGGGGUCAUUAAUACCAACAUGAAAACAGUUCUAUAAAAGGAAGGCAAGUUUUUGCUAGCCAUUUCAGUGUGCUUAUUUACAUCCUUGCAAAAAGCUAUAUUUUAUGCUGGGGCGGGAAGUAGAGGGCAUGUUUGCUUUGUAUCUAUAGCCUGUAGCUGUCCAGUGGAAUAACAGAACACUUGCCAGGAGUUCUUUUGUGCUGAGCCCAUGUGGAAAAGGUGAUCAAGUCUGAAUGCAUUCUAUUCUGGUUCGCUUUUGUAGCUUUCAUUACAGCUGUGGUAGCCAAUGAUAUGCCCUCCAGAUGUAGGUGGGCAAAAACUUUCGUAUUCCUUGUACAUCUUCCGAUGGAUGCAGAGGGGACAGACAUAGCAUUCCUAUUCCCUUGAUGAACCCAACUUCUGCUUCCAAGCCAGUGAUUCUACAAUAUGUACCAUGCUUAAUAAAGCCGAUUGGUUUUUAAGUGCUUGCUGGUUAUUGAUGGCAAAGGAAGUGAUCUGUUAAUUCAUUCUGGAGGGCGCUCACCUGAACUCCAAGGGCAGAUUUUCUUCCUGCCGUCUGCAGAGUGUUAUGCUGUCAAUAAAGCAGGUGGUGGCUAAUAAGACAAGAUGUCCUUGUAAUA
Molecule: messenger RNA, 2393 nt
Organism: Zootoca vivipara (common lizard)
Lineage: Eukaryota; Metazoa; Chordata; Lepidosauria; Squamata; Lacertidae
Source: RefSeq, a predicted model, not a curated record